Messenger RNA from Dufourea novaeangliae, 2209 nucleotides. Its product is annotated as zinc finger protein 184-like. Gene Ontology annotation, molecular function: RNA polymerase II cis-regulatory region sequence-specific DNA binding; DNA-binding transcription factor activity. Lineage: Eukaryota; Metazoa; Arthropoda; Insecta; Hymenoptera; Halictidae. The record is from RefSeq and is a predicted model, not a curated record. Gene Ontology annotation, biological process: regulation of transcription by RNA polymerase II.
AUGGAAAUGUUGCAUGAAAUAUUGGACACAAUAGAUGUUAGUAAUGAGAAAAACACAAUGGAAAUAGUAAACAAGGAAGUUUCUGAGGAAGACAUUGUAGUCGAAUCUGAGAUUGCAGAGGAUUCUGUAGAGACAGAAAUAGAAGAAAUUGUAGAAAUAAUAGAAGUAGAAGAUGAAGAAUCGUCACAGGAUGGUUCUUUUGUGGAAAAUAAAGAUUUGAAUGGAACUUCAGAAAUGGAAGUUUAUGCAUAUGAAGCAAGUGAUACAGUUGAAGAAAUGGAUAUUAUAAAAGAUAGCAGAGAAAAGGAAGAGGUAUACUAUAAAAGUAAUAAUAAGCAAGUUAUAACAUAUGAUGUAGACGAAGAUUGGCAGGAUGAAGAUAUGGAAGAGGAGGAGGAGGCGGAGGUGGAAAAUCAUUCCACAGAAUCAUUAGAAGAGCAAAGAAUUCUACAUGAAGAAAGAAGAUCUGUAAAUAAUCAAACACUUAGUUCUCCUUUACAAAUUAGUAGACCAGAAUCUAGGGAUAAUAUGGAAUCUAUAGAUAGAUUAGAGAAAUCUAAAUUAUCUCAAGACUAUAAAAAUAAUAUAAAUAACGAGGAAAAUGUUGAUAAUAAUAUAAGUCAUGAGAUUGUAAAAAAUGUUGAAAAUAAUUUGUUGUAUACAGUCCUUGGUACAAAGAGACAAACAUCUGUAAAACCGUUACAUACAGAAAAACUCACAGAUGCUCAUUAUAUUAAGAUGGAACAGCUUGAUGAGAAUACCAUACCAGUCGAAGGAACAAUUUAUUAUGAAGGAGAUAACAUAGAAACUUUAUAUGUUGCUCAGGCUGUAGAUGAUAGUGAACAGUAUACGUAUGAUGCUGCACCAUUAGAACAAGAUGAACAAGUAUGGGAAGGGAGUAACUCGGACACCAAUCAAAAUCAAGAGAAAGAAAAUUCUCAAGACCAAAUAUUUUUACAUGAAGACGAAGACGGACAACUAUAUUUUAAGGACGAUAGUGGAAUUUUGCAACCGGUAUAUUUAACUGAAGAUGGUCAUUAUGCCAUUGCAGAAAGUAGCGAUGAUCAUGAGGACAAAGAGCCACAAGUUAAAUCUGAACUGAGUGUCAGACAAAUAGAAGAGGAAUCUGAUUCUGUUCCAGAUACUGAAGUUAAAUCCUCUCAGAGCAACAAACAGACUUCUAUGGUUUCUGCUACUGACCUUGACAACGAGGAUAAUACAGUGACAAUAUCAUUGAUAAUAUCUGAAGAUGAGCAUGGUCAGAAACGAACUCAAGUCAUUAUACCUACAACAGAUAACCUAAAAUGUGAUAUUUGUAACAAAAGUUUUAAGACAUCGUUUCAAUUACUUCGACACAAUAGAUUGAAACAUGCUCGUGAAGAAGAUAUUACAACGAGAAAUUUCCCAUGCGACUUAUGCCCUAAAAGGUAUCCAGAUCAAAAUUCGUUGGCUCGGCACAGAAAGACUCAUACUGGUGACCGACCGUUUCAAUGCCUCGAGUGUCAUAAAAACUUCCCUACGUCAACCGCUCUGCGUCGUCACUUGACGCUCCAUAAUUCACAGUCUCGACCUCUUCCGUGCAUUUACUGUGGUCGCCGUUUCGCAGAGAAAGCCAGUCUGGUCAAACACGAGAAGUUGCAUUUAGCUGGUGAUCAGCGGACCCACACAUGCGACGUAUGUCAUAAGUCAUUCUUACAUGCAACUGAUCUGAGUCUCCAUAAAAAGUAUCACGAUCCUGAUAAGAAAUUUGACUGUGAGGUUUGUGGUCGAGAGUUCAACCGAUUGAACAAUUUGCAGAGACAUAUGAUGGUACAUCAACAACAAGGGGCUAACGAGGAAGUACUCUCAUGUGAUGUUUGUGGCAUCACGUAUAAGUUUAUGAGCUCAUUGACGAGACAUAUGGUAACAACACACAUGAACCCGGAGAAAUUAAGACAACAGGCGGAGGAACAACGAAAGAAACGAGAAAAUAAUUACAGACGUUAUCUGGAAAAUCGAAAAAUGUAUGAAACUCAACACUCGGGUGGAUAUAGUACAAAACGCAAUUACCAGCAUGCGCGUCUGCUCAGCGGUAGUAACGACGAAGCAGCUUGAUUCGUAUUUUCUAAUGAUCAUUGUAUUAUUGGAAUAAUCACCGUGAUGAGACUAUAUAUUUUAAAACGAAAGAAAAGUGAAUGAACAGACAUGUAUAAGUACUGCGCACGAAGAG